GCUUAGACACCAAGAUAAGAACUGAACUUACUGUAUACAUACAUAUAGUAGGAAUACUAUAAUUCCAAAACAAAUUACAAAAUCAACACAAAAAUUGCUGAAAUCGCCAAAGUAAAUGCAUCCAGAGCCCCUAUAAGUCAGAACCACUGCUUGUAUUAAUUUCAAUUGAUGAUUAAUAUUCAACUUGUGAGCAUCAGCGUCAAGAUGAAUCCAGCAAUAUACCUCAACCUCCUCUUGUUCGUCAGCUUUGGCUGGACAGCCAGUGUGCAAAGUGACCUGGAAUUUUCUGCUGAAUUGACACGAUUAAAAAAUAUCUACGAAGAUGAUUCGGUUACUCGGUCUAUUAAGUUCAGGACUAUCCCCGAUCUUAUGGAUUUCUACGAAAAGUACUCAGAUCGACUCAGAAUGACACCCAGGGGACGAGUGAGAGCCGAUGAUGCGUUAAAGGUAUACAAGGAGGAAAAGGCUAAGCAAAUACACGUAGAUGGUGUGGCUCUUCAGGGCCUCUGGACAGUACUCAUUUUCGGAAAAAUAGAUACUAUACUUAAAGUACUAUACACGCAACCGGAUCCAAAUCUACAUCAGAACCAAACUUUUAUAACUAAUAGCAUAAAUAAAAAUAAUUGAAUAAUAUAACAAGUGA
This is a messenger RNA of Drosophila kikkawai, 643 nucleotides long. NCBI's taxonomy places the organism in Eukaryota, Metazoa, Arthropoda, Insecta, Diptera, Drosophilidae. The record is from RefSeq and is a predicted model, not a curated record.